Polyodon spathula (Mississippi paddlefish) is the source of this 5873-nucleotide messenger RNA. It is a transcript of the gene dolk, whose product is annotated as dolichol kinase. The coding region runs from base 237 to 1844 and encodes 535 amino acids. The transcript has 2 exons. Lineage: Eukaryota; Metazoa; Chordata; Actinopteri; Acipenseriformes; Polyodontidae. Gene Ontology annotation, cellular component: endoplasmic reticulum membrane. Gene Ontology annotation, biological process: dolichyl monophosphate biosynthetic process. The record is from RefSeq and is a predicted model, not a curated record. Gene Ontology annotation, molecular function: dolichol kinase activity.
CACCCCACCCCACCCCCUUCCCCUCCCUUAGCUGUCAACAAUGGCUACCAUCAAGAAUCCCUGAUUAGACAAAAAUAUAAUUCCAGAGAUCGGUUCUGCAAAGUUUUUUUUUUACAGAUAUUGUAAAAUGGAGCAGAACAAUCUGAAGACUGUGUGAAUACCAAAUUGUUGGUGGAAUUAAAACAGGCUGAAAGAAACAACUGCGUUGGAUUAAAAAAAAAAAAAAAAAACAGAUUAUGAAUACCGCUGUGAGAGAAGGAAACACUGCAAUCAUGCAGACAAACCCUGUGCUUGUGGAGUCUCUGGUGGUUUUCAGCAUUGUGCUGUGUGUCCAUUCUGUGAUCUGGAAUCAACUCUCUUGGUGCGCCAUUGCCUUGGCCAUUCAAGCCUUCUACGUCCAGCACAAGUGGGAUCGUUUACUGAAGUCUGGUGGAGCGGUGUUUCAGUUCAGGCCCUCGGCCAACAGCGGUAUAUUGCCAGCUUGCAUGGUUAUGCCUCUGAUUGGAAUGGCUGUGAAAGGACGUUGCGAGGACUCUGGCAAUGUUGUCUUUGAGCGUUUUUCCCUUGUGGUCACAGCGACGGGCAUGGCUCUUGCCCUUUUCCUCUCUCUGAUUGCCCUCGGCAUUACCAGACCGGUGCCCACUAACACCUGUGUAAUUUCAGGCAUUGCUGGCAGUGCUGUUCUUUACACCGUAAAGCAAACCCUGACAGUCUCAGAAGUCAUUGAAGUGCUGGAGGUCCUUCUAAUCUUUGUCUACCUCAGUCUGAUCCUCUUGUUCCUGCUGCCUCGCUGUUUUACUCCAGGGGAAGCGCUGAUCAUUGUGGGAGGCAUUAGUUUUGUCAUCAACCAGCUCAUCAAACGCUCUUUAAAUGCCUCCGAGGCAAAAGGGGACCCUGUUAACUACUUCCUGUUGGUGGCAGUAGUGGGAUCACUCCUCCUGGGAAUCUUCUUUGCCCUGCUCUUCUGCUUCAUGGAAUCAGAAACCUGGGUUUCCUCGCUCUUCUUUCACAUGAUGACAGCCGUUCUGGGCUUGGGGAUCAUUCUGCCAUGGCUGGCGCUUCUCAUCAGCAGACAUCCCAUCAUGUGGUUGCUUGAUUUCAUGCUCCACAGCCAGACACGGCUCUACCUGUUGGGCUACUGGGUUUUCCUGGCCGCGUUGGCUUCCGUGGUCGUCCUGCACCAGAACACCAAGAGGUCAUCCGAGUCCAAGAAACACCAAGCCUCCACGCUGGUGAGGAAGUAUUUCCAUUUGAUCGUGGUGGCCACGUACGUCCCCGGCUUGAUCUACGACCGGCAGCUCCUCCACGUGGCCUCAGUGGGUUGUUUGGUGGUUUUCCUGCUCCUGGAGUAUACCCGCUAUUUCCGUAUCAGACCUAUGGGCCAGCUGCUUCGGCAGCUGCUGACUCUCUUUCUGGAUGAACGUGACUCUGGCCCCCUGAUCCUCACCCACAUCUACCUUCUCCUUGGGAUGUCACUCCCCAUUUGGCUGUUCCCUGGACCCUGCACCCCCAAAGGGACCCUCCCUGGUGCAGGGGCACUGGUACCUUACGCAGGGGUACUCGCAGUGGGGGUUGGGGACACCGUGGCUUCUGUUUUUGGCAGCACCCUUGGGGAGAUCCGCUGGCCUGGGACCAAGAAGACCGUGGAGGGAACUGCCACUUCCAUCUUUGCUCAGGUCAUCGCUGUUGCUUUGUUGCUGAUCUUUGACAGCACUGUUAACUUGAACACAAGCUACAGCUGGAUCGUGGGGUCAAUAACACUAGUUUCAUUACUGGAAGCCUACACAUCCCAGAUAGACAACCUGAUGUUACCUCUUUACCUUUUCGUACUACUGAUGAUGUGAACACAGUGUGGAAUGAAAUCCUAUUAGUAAGAAGUCAUGCUAGUACUGUAUCCACUUUCAAGAACUAUGUUAAGGUCAUGUUUCAAUUAAUUUGCCAUCUGGCAGUAUUGUAGGGGCUCAGGACCAUUAUGAAUGUUGUUCCCUGUUGUAAAGUAUAUUUUAAUCCUGAAAUUAUCAACCAUGUAAAUUGUAACUUUUGCCCAGCUUUGAAUGCUAGCAAAGGGCUAUAUUUGCAAAUUUUACAAGAGGAAGAAAAGCCAGAUUAACACAUUUGAAUUAUUUGUCAAUUUUAUUUAUAAAUAAUGUUUACAGACACCCCAAAAGGUAAACAGCGAUUGAUUGUGUAAUGCUUAUUUUUGCAUUCGUAAGUGGAUACAGUACUUUUAAAAAUGCACUAUUCUUUCAUACUCCUUUUUUAUACACUGCAUAUCUAAAGGAUCAACAAGGAAGACCUCCUAGAGGACAAGGACGGCUUGCCGUGUAAUGCCCUGGUUUUGCAAUGAGAAUCAUGACAACAUGGCUAAGCUAUAAUUGUUCUGUCUCUCCGUUCGGUGACAAAUCUGAAACAACCAAGAAUUUGUGAUUUUCAUAUUUUUUGAUUUCCAGACUUUAUUUCCAAGUUUUUUCUUACCACUGUAAAUUAGCUCCCUGUCUUAGUGCUAGGGUCCCCCCCUGAGCGGUACACUGUGAUGCACAGAGGAAAUGAUGUAGGGUCAGGAGGUGGGAUCCUAUUGCCUGCACAUGGAAAGUCCCUCCAUUAGAUUUACAGAGUUGUGUAGGAUAAGUGAAAUUAAACUGUGAGUUGCAGUGAAAACAAAGUCUGGAAAACAAAAAUAUAUACAGGUGAAAUGCAAGACAAAGCCUUGAUAGUGAUGCUUUUACUAGAUGUCAUUGGUAAAAAAAAGAUUCAGCAAGUGAUGCGAUCCCUUUAAUAUUGUGUACAUGUUUUAAUUUUCUCUGGGUAGACUUCAUUCCCAAGUGGGUCGCACCACCUGGAAGCCUUUGGCUACUGAAAUAUUAAACAGGUUAUUGGAUUUCUCUAUUUGGUUUCCAGUUUGCUUCCUGACUUUCUUUUGGCUGUGUUGUGCACUUCAGAUAAUAACCAAUGGAAAGUCAAACGAGUGCAUUAGACAGCAUUUAAAAGCCAGCUAAGCCCAGCCGGUCCCACUUAGCUAUAUCGGAUUCAUUCACGUUUCCAAAGCUUAUUUAUUAUCUGAGAUGGUUGAUUUAUUAAAAAAAAAGAUGUCAAAGAAUGAAUUUUACUUCUGUAAAGAAAGUAUGAAUAAAUGUUAGACGACAUGCCUUAAAUAAUAACUGCAGCUCACCACAACAACAAAUUAAUACUUUAUGUGCUGUAGUGGUAUUGAUUUGAAGUUCAGCAAUCCUGCCACUAGGUGCUGCUACAAGUCAAACAAUAAACUUGACUGAUCUUUAGAAGUCACUACACUCAGCCCUGUAAGCCAUAUACACUACCAUCACCAUCAAGCUUGAUCAGUAUUUCAGAAGGCAUUGGCAAAGUAACGUGUAAACUUGGCCUGUAUUCAAUAAUCAGCAUGCCGUUAAAUGUGUUGAACUACAGUAAAACGAUAUGCCAGUUCUUUAAUGCGGUCCUUAAUUUCAAAGGAGAAUGCACACAGCUCUUUCUUUGCAGUGCGCAGUAUUGAAUGGCUUGUGUGCUUUUCUGUUGCACUGGAUAAUAGACUGGCCUGAAUCGGGCAGUUCUAGCAGCGUACGCAAUGAAGGAAAUGUAGGUUUCAUCAAAGGGAGUGGAAUAAUGGAUUUUAGAAGAUUCCUGGCAUGCGGUACUAAAUAAAAAAGUGGUUCAAGCUGAUGUUAAAAGACAUCUUUUGCACUCAGAGUUAUAGCAUUAAUAUGUGAGUAGAUUGCUCCCAAGUGGCGCAUCCAGUAAAGGUACUCUGCACAGAGUGCAGGAUUAUUAAAUCCAGGCUAUGCCACUGACGAUCGUGGCCGGGGAGGGUUAAGUUGGCUGGGGAAUCCUUGGCUGUGGUCUGGUCGGUGGACAGACCACAAAUCCACCUCUAUUCCCCUGCUAUCCAGGGUAAUUUAGCUAGCCUAAAUUAUAGGGAUUUGUAAUUUACGUAAAAGCAGGAAAUCUUGCAUGCAUUUUAUGAACGCUCCAUCAAAUCAAAUACAGUAGUGUUGGCUGGAUUUCUUGCUAACAGAACUUAGUUUAGCAUGGUACGGUACAGGCAGUUACUGUAUGUUUCAUUAACUCUUUGUGGUUGAUUUGUGAGAGCUCAGCAGUGCUUACUCUCUCAAAGUUAGUUUAGGUAACUGUUUGGCAACACUAAUGCAUGCCACCACAGCGUGUAGUAAUAAUAUAUUUAUAUUACAUAUAUUGACAUUUUAUAUGGAACAUAUUUCUGCAAGUGUGAUUUGAACAGCUUGAUAAAGCUGAUUUUUAUAUUUUGGUUUUCUGUUAUUGUUUUGGAAUGAUGUGGACUGAUUUUUUUAAUUAUUAUUCUGGGUUUCAAAAAUAAUUGAUAGCCAAGCAUGAAAUAUCAUAAUCACAAUUGCUUGAUGUCUGAGCCCCUGUAGAAAUACACAUGCAGAAGUCAAAUGGGAAGGAGGUGGUGUAGUAAUGUAUUUUGUUUUAGAUUGGGUAAACAAACGAAGGGCCAAGUUUACUAAGUAUUUAGUCCAGUUAUGUUUUUUAUUGCCACCAUUGGUUUCUAAUUGGGAAAACUGGUGAUGUGUUCCCACAAUAUGUGAGCGGCGUACAUGCUUUGAUAUACAGACAGACAGACUCUGUGCAAGCACAGAUUAAUAAAGAAUGCAAGAUUCAUUACAAUUAGACAAGCGGUUCUUUAGAUCUGUGUAAAAGCUGCGUGUCAUAAAUACACCUGCCAGCAGUGAGAAUGAUAGAAUUGGCUAAUCAGAGGCCCGUGUGUAUGAUGGAUUUGUAACAAUCCGUCCCUUUCAGAAAAAAAGGGUGCAAACCCUGCACUGGACUAAAUGCUCGCGGUCUGUCCCAGAGAGUCCACUCUACACCAAGACAGUGUCAAGUGUUAGUGAUCCUUGAGACCUUGUUUAAAGCCGUUAAUUCAGCCGGCAGUGGGUUCUAAGGAAACACUAAAGGUCGAAAAUAUUAAGGAAUUAUCAGACUCUUUGAAACAUGCAAAGACAGUAAGCAAAGAUGAUCUUUCUGAAAAGUGCUUGUACAGGACAUUGUGAAAUAACCGUUGGUAUGUUGCAGUUUUAAGUGCCUGUAAUACUUGAGGUGGGAGGGGGAGAUAUAAUGUCAUGCAUUGUGGCUCUGGUUGUGUUUAGUUGUUUUGGGCUCCUUCAAAACCAUACUAAUUGACACUUCUACUCAUUGGCUACAGAGUGUUUUGAAUAUGAAUUGUUGUUUCUGUUUGGUUUUUGAAUAAUUUGCUUUUUUUUUGUGAAACCUUAUUCGGGUAACGUGUCAUAGGGAACCUGUCAAUGGUUUAGCUGUCAUAUUCCUGUCUGUCAUAACAGAGAUGGAAAUAAGACUUACAUAGAAGCCAUUUCUGAAUGUGUUAGCUAGCUGUGUGCUUGAUACCUGUACCAUUGCAUUAAUACACGAUCCUGUUUAAAAGUGUACUGUACUAACUUGCUCGCUCAAAGCCAUAGCUGUUUUCAGAGCUGUUGAUAACAGCUGCACUCAUGUUCAGGGUACCUAUUAAUAACAUCAUGCUGUUUGUCCAGCAGUGAUAACUGCAGCCUCCAGCCAUGAUAGGAGGUCCAAACCAUUCCUGCUCAGUGGAAGAACGCUACAGCAGAAAUGGUAACGUAAUCUGUAGUGUCUUUUACUUCUGUACAUAUUGACUGCGCAAUUCUGUUUUCCUCGCUGUGUAGACUGAGAACCUGUGUGGCGUUUUGUUGCUCUUUUUGUUUUUACUGUGUGCAUUUUCUGAAUGGCAUGUUAAGUAUUUAUACCACUGAACUGUAACUUUGUUUUUGCUGCCUCCUCACCCAAAUGUUCAGUGGGUCAAGAAUGGAAAACCAAGGCUCUGUGAUGACAAAUAAAUGAGAAGGUCGAUA